CCCAACGAGCCCUCUCUCUUUCCGUUUUCCCGGCCACCGCCCUCCACCCUCAACCCAUUCCAGAGAUCGAAGAGAAAACGGAACCCCCUUCCCAUUCCUCGUCCAUUCCUCGUCUUCUCUCUCUCUCUCUCAUCAUCAUCGCCCCCCCUCCCUAACCCCCUCCAGAUUCAAGAAGCAGCGGGGGCAGCGGCUCCGGCCCUUCGUCCGUGACCCCAACGACCAGGCCUGGGCCUUCAACGCCACCGCUACCAUCCUCAACUCCGGCACCACCAACUUGAAGGCCUGGGAGCUCCUCAUCGGCUUCCGCCACCGCGAGAUCCUCGUCUCCGCCUCCUCGGCCAUCCUCACCGAUGGCUCCUCCUUCCCCUACUCCACCCCCAACGACUCCGCCACCUCCUUCUCCGGCUCCCCCAACCCCGACCUCAAGUACCCCAUCGAGGUCGCCGGUGAUCCCUCCCAGAUCCGCGCCCAGAUCUCCAUCGGCGGCACCUUCUUCGGCUCCCCUCCCCCCGCCGCCCCCCUCCCCUCCUCCCUCUCCCUGGCCGACCCUGCCUUCUCCUGCCCCUCCCCCGCUGCCCCCUCCAACACCUCCCUCGCCACCUGCUGCCUUCCCAACCCCGACUUCACCCCCAACACCACCACCAACUCCUCCGAUGUCGCGGAGGCCCUCCCCUGCCUCCUCGCCCUCGCCGCCGCUUUCAUGAACAGGCCUUCUAGUGGCGGUGGAGUGGCACCAGCGGCCACCCAACCCCAAGAACCCCAUCGUCUUCUUCGACGUCACCAUCGGCACCAUCCCGGCCGGCCGCAUCAAGAUGGAGCUCUUCGCCGACAUCGCCCCCAAGACCGCCGAGAACUUCAGGCAGUUUUGCACCGGCGAAUACAGGAAACAUGGGGAAGACAUAGAGGAGCUUAUGUUCAGUGGGAAAUUGAGCUACUUGGCUUUGAAAUGCCUAAGGUUCUUUUGACAGAGGAAAUCUCUGGGUCUCUGCGUAAGCUGAAGGUUGGUUCAUACCAUGCAUCAUCUCUAUUGGUGGCAUCAAGACCCCCAACAGCUGGGGUACUCAGCAGGGGAAUUGGUAUGGAAGGUGUCUCUAGUGUCUUAGCUGGUGUCUGGGGAACAGGAGUUGGGUCGACAACACUUACAGAAAAUGUGCACACCAUUGCUGUAACCAAAAUGGGUAGCCGGAGAGCAGUUGAGUUGGGUGCCGUCAUUCUGAUACUGUUAUCAUUUGUUGGUAAAGUUGGAGGAUUUAUUGCUUCUAUCCCUGAUGUAAUGGUUGCUGCUCUUCUUUGCUUUAUGUGGGCCAUGCUUGCUGCUCUGGGCCUGUCAAACCUCCGUUACAGUGAGACAGGAAGCUCCAGAAAUAAUAUCAUAGUUGGGCUCUCAUUGUUUUUCUCCUUAUCUAUACCUGCUUACUUUCAGCAAUACGGUCUUGUUCCUAAUGCAAACUCAUCCGUGCCCAGUUACUUCCAGCCAUAUAUUGUUGCAUCUCAUGGACCUUUCCGGACGGGAUUUGGAGGGGAAAUAGUGAUCUGACUUUGAAUAAUUUUGGGAUUGGAAUCUGGUUGUGAAAGUCAAACAAAAGGAGUUAUUAGUUUUGGAGUUGGCUUCUAUGUACCGUAGAAAGGCAGGAAUUUUAAUGUGUCCAAAUGAUGUUUGAUGUAGACAGGGAUUUUGAUUUUAGACAAAAUACGUAGGUUUGAUGGUUGGAUGAAUUCUUUGGAAGCUAGCAGUGUGGAUUUGUGAUGUUUAUCAUUUUCUUGAAGCAUGAAUUGAAAAGAUGAUGAAAAUUUGUGGGAAUGACUGAUGCUAAUAACAUGACAAUUCUCUUGUUCUCUCA
Molecule: messenger RNA, 1841 nt
Organism: Phoenix dactylifera (date palm)
Lineage: Eukaryota; Viridiplantae; Streptophyta; Magnoliopsida; Arecales; Arecaceae
Source: RefSeq, a predicted model, not a curated record